This is a messenger RNA of Lytechinus pictus (painted urchin), 3080 nucleotides long. RefSeq names its product 5-hydroxytryptamine receptor 7-like. The transcript has 5 exons. Gene Ontology annotation, cellular component: plasma membrane. Gene Ontology annotation, molecular function: G protein-coupled receptor activity. Lineage: Eukaryota; Metazoa; Echinodermata; Echinoidea; Temnopleuroida; Toxopneustidae. The record is from RefSeq and is a predicted model, not a curated record. The coding region runs from base 568 to 1884 and encodes 438 amino acids. Gene Ontology annotation, biological process: G protein-coupled receptor signaling pathway.
GCCAGACUAUCGAUCGGUUUGGAGUAGCUUCGUUGGUGGAACUGACAUCUUAGUUAGAUUGGCAUUCUUAACCAUGUUAACCAUAAACAAACUAAUGAGUGAACGCGGCAACUUGUUGCGGUGAGACAAUGAUUACAAUAAUUUAUGCAAGCCCUCGUCUCCCCGAAAAUUAGAAUUACACCCUCAUAUAUAUGGCCAUGACGUACUUCACUGAGUUUCCCAUAAGUUCUGGUGAGCAGGAUUUCACUUCUGGGGAAGACGAACCGUCAUUCAUAAAAGAGACUUCUCCUUGACAGGACGUGGAAGGAGAAUCGCGGGCAGGAGAGAGACAGAGAAAGAGAGAGGCAGGGGAUUCUAUGAAAUGAUUGAACUGUGCUUUUUAUUCGAAGCCGGACGAAUUAAAACACACAUUUCCUCAUUGAAAAUUCGCCAUCACUUUAAGAGUAAACAUCAAAUAUACAAUCAGUGUUAUAUUUGACUUUUAGUUUCGACUGACUGAAUUCGACUGACUGAAUCUUCGAUGGUAGUACAAAGUCACUCAGGUGGCACUACGGAGUUAGUUUUAUCAUGAGUAUAUCAAUGAUUUUCACGACGCCUUCUGACAUGGCAUCCAACGCGACGUCGUUGGGCGGGCUCGAAGAUGUCGAGAAUGCUUCGAUCCUGACAUCAAUGUCCGUCUCGCCGACGCCGUACGAUCGUAAUCGUGGUCUGACGGUCGACCAUUCCCCGUCAUCGGCUGUGGCAAUCAUCGAAGGCAUCACGAUGGUUAUCAUCUUUGUUGGGGCGCUUUUUGCCAAUCUCAUGGCGAUCGUCACCAUUCUGACUGAUAAGGUUUUAAGGAAGAACUUUCACAAUCUGCUUAUUCUGAACCUGACCGUGGUUGACCUGGGCGUGACGAUCACGAGCAUGACUUUCUCUAUCUGGUCCAUCUAUGACAACGGUUACCUUCUCGUGCACAGUGAUAUCCUAUGCUCGAUCAAUGGUUUUGGCGCCGUUCUCUUUACCUUCGCCAACUUCACCACCAUCCUCGCCAUCUCUGUGGACCGCUACUUGACCGUGGUCUGGUCAAACAGGUUUCCCCCGACCAAAUGCCGCGCAAUUGGUUUCAUCAUCUUCUGCUGGUUCCUCCCGAUCAUCAACGUCCUUCCUCCGGCCUUCGAGUUCCUCUCCGAUUUCAAGUUCCACCCGGAUACUCACCACUGCUCGCCGAAGUGGGAAGACUGUCUCUAUUUCAUCAUCUGGUUCACCUUUAUCUUCGGUGUGACGGUUCCCAUCAUGACGUUUUCGUACAUCUCUGUCAUAUGGACGAUCAGACGGCAGGAAUUGCAGCUAAGAUCUCACGCUGCAUUCAAGAAAGGCAAGAACAGCAAACAAACGAGUGAUAGCGGCGUGGUCAACGUCUCAAUGGACGUGGUCAGCAACGAAGGCUUGUCCUCGGCCGAUUGGCCAAAGACUUCGGACGAUCUCGGAACUACCGAUUAUGACGUCACAGAAGAUGACGAGGUGACAGGAGGAUUCGGAAUGAAAGAACACGUGAUCGCUAAGCCCGAGAAAAAGAAGAAGAAGAGACAGCAACUUCUCUACAAAUUGGAUAAACUCAGUGCGGAUAAACGGGUGGCCGUCACAGGUAUUCUUCUGGUAAUGACGACCGUUGUGUGCUGGACGCCGUACUUCAUCAUCCAUUCUUGCUUUAUACCGAUCGAUCCAUCUCAUUGGCUGGGCGUGGUCAGUAUGUGGCUUGGAUACUCAAACUCCUUGCUCGAUCCACUCGUUUAUUCGUUCAUGAACCGACGCGUGCGCGCUAGAUACCGCUCGCUGAUUGGUUGUCGGAUAGAUUGGAAUGCCUUGCGUACCCGAUUGGCUAGUAUUUUCCGGAGGGGGUGAGGACGAUGAUAGCAAUGUGAAUGAUACAGAAUGAACUAUAUCACAUUAUUCUGGUGUGGUUUGUUAUACGAGGUUUAGCACCAAGUCUUUGCUAUAUCCGGUAGCCUUGUCUUGCUGUAGGUCCAUGUCGGUGUAUAUAAUUUAGGCUCAGUAUUUUCCGGAGGGGGGAGGACAGUGACAGCAAUGUCAUUCACGGUGGGAAUGCGCAGAAAAAAGUGUUUAGUAUUACCAUAGAGCUAGCUCUAUGGUAUUACACUAUUCUAGUGUGUUGGUUUUAUACGGGUAAUGUUAACAUAUUUGAUACCAUGUAUUGUAUAUGCUAGUCCCGUGUCAUAUUUCAGGCUCGAUGUCCACACUUUUUUAAAUUAUUUUUUUCUUUUGCGGAGGGGGGGCAUCAUGAUCUGCUGUUAUUGAUAUAUUCGUACAAUUUUUGUGCAAUGUUGAAUGUUACAUUACUAUAUAGUGGCAAUAUGGGCGCGGGGGGUAAUGUGUUCUUUGACUUUAAUUGACUCUAAUUUCAUGCGGGCUAUAUAUAUGCGAGUAACCAAAGCGAGGGAGGCGUGUAUAGGCCGAAGGGCAGUUCGUAUUCCGUCACCCUGCAUGGCCCAACACGGGUGAUUUGACGUCAAAGCUUUUGAAAAAAAAGUAUCAUCUUUGAUAUUGAGAAAUUCGUUACCAACACAGCCCCCUCCCUCGAAGGGGGGGGGGGGGUGAGGACAUAUAACGUGAUACGUUAGCCAUAGCUAGCAUGCAUAGCACGGAACAAUGAAAGUGGAUGAUGCUCGGGGGGGGGGGGGGGUUACUGGCCUUCAUUGCAUUCAAGCUUUCACAUAUCCACACAUUUUUAGAACAAGAAUGUGUACGGCUCAUCCAGUAGUAAGAACAAAGGCGGUAAGAACAAAGAAAAUAUACAUAACAAAUGUGUAUCUGUGUGUAUGUAUAAUAAAAUCAAAGACACAUUCCAUGUUUAUAUAUCCGAAUACUAUACAGCAAGUUAAACAGUACUUGACUCGUGUAAUACGUCGUCUUGGUUUUUAAAAUGUUAUGUAUUGCAUAUGAGGCUGAUUUUCAAGUAUUUCUCAAUUUUAAUGUAAAUAUUUUUAUUUGUAUCGUUACGACCAUUUCCAUUUUACACCUGGUGAGGUAUAGUGAUGCACUGUAAAAUAAAAUGUUGUUUUCUUAUUCACCUGUCAUUU